AGAGUGUGUGUGAGGGCGUGUGUAGGGUGUGUGUGUGUGUGUAUGAGAGAGAGAGACAGUGUGUGUGAGGGCGUGUGUAGGGUGUGUGCAUGUAUGACAGAGAGAGAGAGUGUGUGUGAGAGUUUGCUGAAUGACGCCAGUGCUGUCGCUUUUACACAUAUGGAAACACUGUCCAUCCAUGAGAUUUUACAGAACUCUGUGUGGACACAAAAAGGAACGGAGUGUUGUUGGCCUGGCACGUGAAGGGGAGGAUGGAGAGGAAAGAGAGAGCUGCUCUGGUCCAGAGAGAGAAUGUGUGUGAGCGGAUCACAGAUACUGGUUCAACGCUGGUGUGUAAAACUGCCCCGGGGUCCAGCCCUGGGAGUAAGCCGGGCCGUCGGGAGUCGGGAGAGGAGGCAGCGGCGGCCGGUGAGGCCUCGGUGGCCCCUGGUGGGGGAGGCGGUGAUCCGACGACGACGGCGGUGCGGAGGAGCUCCAGCCGAACCCUCCAGCUACCCCCCCUGGCCUUCAGGCAGGCCGAGCAGACUGACUGGGGGCGAGUCGCAGCGGAGCCCGCUGCCGCCCGACCCACCAGCCUCGCCAUCCAGCCACCCCCACUGAUCAACAUCACCUCCGCUGACCCAUUCAGUUUUGACGUGGAUAAUGGCCCUGCCUCGGGCAGGAGUCCCCUGGACGCCAUGUUCAGUCCAGGCUCUGGGCUGGUGCUGCAGGCCAACUUCGCUCACGGAGGCCAGCGGCGCGAGUCCUUCCUCUACCGAUCGGACAGCGACUACGACCUCUCGCCAAAGUCCUUAUCCCGAAACUCCUCCAUCGCCAGCGACAUGCUGCAGCCGCAGCGUCCAGGGCUGGUCUCUCGGAGGUCUGAACCGGUCAUAAGUGGGACUCAUGGGGAUGACCUAAUUGUGACACCAUUUGCACAGGUAUUGGCUAGCUUGAGGACCGUGCGGAAUAAUGUUGCAGUGCUGACCAACAUCCAACAAGACAGGUCUUCAAACAAGCGUACACCUAUGUGCACUUCAACGAUACCCCCCAAGACCUCUUUGACAGAUGAGGGGUACCAGAAGAUGGCCUCUGAGACGCUGGACGAGCUGGACUGGUGUCUGGACCAGCUGGACACACUCCAGACACGCAACUCUGUCAGCGAGAUGGCCUCCAACAAGUUCAAGAGGCUGCUGAACCGGGAGUUGAGUCACCUGUCGGAGACCAGCCGCUCUGGUAACCAGGUCUCGGAGUUCAUAUCCAACACAUUCCUCGACAAGCAGCAUGACGUGGAGGUGCCAAGGAGUGCCAAGGACAAGGACGAGAAGCCCAUGUGCCUGAUCAGCGGAGUCAAGAAGCUGACUUACAGCUCCAGCCUGGCCAACACAAACAUCCCCCGCUUCGGGGUCAACACACACUCCGAGGACGCCUUAGCUAAGGAGCUGGAGGACAUCAACAAGUGGGGCCUUAAUGUUUUUAAAGUUGCAGAGUUUUCGGAAAACCGGCCAUUAACCGUCGUUAUGUACACCAUCUUCCAGGAAAGAGAUCUACUGAAGACCUUUAAAAUUCCGCUAGACACCUUCAUCACGUACCUGAUGACAUUAGAAGACCAUUACCAUAGAGACGCUUCGUACCAUAACAACAUCCACGCUGCAGAUGUCACCCAGUCCACUCACGUGCUGUUGUCCACGCCUGCUUUAGAGGCUGUUUUCACCGACCUUGAAAUCCUCGCUGCUAUUUUUGCCUCUGCAAUUCAUGAUGUGGACCAUCCUGGUGUUUCCAACCAGUUCCUCAUCAACACCAACUCUGAGCUGGCUCUCAUGUAUAACGACGUGUCGGUGUUGGAGAACCACCACCUGGCCGUGGGCUUCAAGCUGCUGCAGGAGGAGAACUGCGACAUCUUCCAGAACCUGAGCAGGAAGCAGCACAGCUCACUCAGGAAGCUGGUCAUCGACAUGGUGCUGGCCACUGACAUGUCCAAGCACAUGAACUUGCUGGCUGACCUUAAGACCAUGGUGGAAACCAAGAAGGUCACAAGUUCAGGAGUGCUGCUGUUAGACAACUACAAUGACAGGAUACAGGUUCUGCAGAACAUGGUCCACUGUGCUGACCUGAGCAACCCCACCAAGCCCCUGGCUCUGUACCGCCAAUGGACCGAGCGAAUCAUGCAGGAGUUCUUCUGCCAGGGUGACCGCGAGAGAGAAUGCAGCAUGGAGAUCAGUCCAAUGUGUGACAAACUCACCGCCUCUGUGGAGAAGAGCCAGGUGGGGUUCAUCGACUACAUCGUGCAUCCGCUGUGGGAGACGUGGGCGGACCUGGUGCUGCCGGACGCGCAGGAGCUGCUGGACACUCUGCAGGAGAACCGGGACUGGUACCAGAGCGCCAUCCCGCAGAGCCCGUCGCCCAGCAACGCGCACGCGCGGCCCGGCGACCGCUUCCACUUCGAGCUGACGCUGGAGGAGGACGGCGAGACGGACACGGAGAAGGACAGCGGCAGCGUGGAGGAGGAGGAAGAGGAAGAGGAAGAGGAGAAGAAAAAGAGUAGUGGGGACAGUCAGACACUUUGCACACAGGAUCCCCAGUCCUCCCAGAAAGGGGAGGAGCGGACAGCACAAGAGGAACUGGGGCCUAGUGACACAUAGCCUUGUGUGUGUGUGUGUGUGUGUGUGUGUGUGUGUGUGUGUGUGUGUGUGUGUGUGUGUGUGUGUGUGUGUGUGUAUGCCUGAGUCCUGUUGGGAAGAGCACUAAUUCUAAAUACUGAAGCUCCAAAGCACACAUGGGGCUCUCCUGAGGACUGACCACUGAUCCCUCACCCAGCUGGGUUUGCUUUUUCCACAUAGUAGAGUAUCUCCGCUCUCAGGAUAGUAGAGUGUCUGUGAAAUGUCUCUGCUGGUUGGAGGGUAGAGAGUCUCUGCUGGUUGGAGAGUAGAGAGUCUCUGCUGGUUGGAGAGUAGAGUCUGGUAUUUGGAGAGUAGAGAGUCUCUGCUAGUUGGAGGGUGGAGUCUCUGGUGUUUGGAGAGUAGAGAGUCUCUGGCGUUUGGAGAGUAGAGUCUCUGCUGUUUGGAGAGUGGAGUGUCUCUGGCGUUUGGAGAGUAGAAAGUCUCUGGCGUUUGGAGAGUAGAAAGUCUCUGGCGUUUGGAGAGUAGAAAAUCUCUGGUGGUUGGAGAGUAGAGUCUCUGGUGGUUGGAGAGUAGAGAAUCUCUGGUGUUUGGAGAGUAGAGUGUCUGCUGGUUGGAGGGGGGAGUGUCUGCUCUCAGGAAUCUCUGGCCCUGGUUCUGCUUCACAUUGUUUACCUGCUUCUGUCCUUCUGUCUACACUCAAUCUAGGGGUCUGCAUUAGUUUAGUGUGUGAUAGAAAGAACCUGUGUGUGUGUUUGUCUGUGUGGGUGUGUGUGUGUUCAGACACCUUCCAGGGUGAAGUCUUCCUUAAACGAGAUUUAUACAUGCAGCUGCAAAGCUGUUGUUGCCUCGUGCAUUAUUUUGUAGAUCACAUUUAACAUUUGACUAAAUGGACAUUCUUCUUCUUUUCAUGGUGAGAAAAGUCCGCUUGAUUUUGUGGAUUGUGUGCAAAUUACAGGAUGCCCCUUGCAGGGUGUGGUGGACAUAUUUGAACAAAAUCUCUUUUUAUUUGUUUGUUUGUUUGUUUGUUUGUCAGCUCAGAGCAAACAGCCCAGAACUGCCCGUUGUUACCUCAAUGUCACCUCGCAGUUAUGUUUGUAAUGCUACGCUACAUGUCUUUAUACAGUAAUACAUUGAUGAUGUUCAUAUGUUUCUUAGUCUCUAAUGUGCCUGUUGAACAGGAGUCGUACCGUUCUUAUGCUUGAACAGAUAAACAUGCCCUUAAUACAGAAAUCCAUUACCCUACACCCUCAACACUCAACCGUGCCCAACACCCAACAACUCCCUACUCCCCAACACCCUUACCAUGCCCAACACCCAACAACUCCCUACUCCCCAACAUCCUCACCAUCCAACAACUAUCACCAAGUCCCUAAUCCCCAACAUCCUCACCAUCCAACAACUAUCACCAAGUCCCUUCUCCCAACAUCCUCACCAUCCAACAACUAUCACUAACUCCCUAUUCCCCAACAUCGUGACCAUCCAACAACUACAACUAAUUAAUAACAUCAUGAACAACCCCAACACUCAAUAGCACACCACUCCACAAACACCUUUAAAACCCAACGUCCACCAAUUCUUUCCUAACUGAGCAACACCUUUAUUGCCCAAACACUCCUCCAUCCCUCGUCUCCCAGUUGCAGAGCUCACCAACAUUGUUGUGUGGCAAUAAAGCACAUAUAUCUCUCUAUCUAUCCAUUUGUUGUAGGUUAGUGCAGCCACUUACUGUCCAUGCCAUAUGUCUCAUCUCAGCAUGUCUAGGAGGUGGGCAUUUGGGGAGGUCACACCUCAUUUGCUAGAGAGACCAGACCAGACCCAGGUCUUACUAUCCUCAUUUACUAGAGAGACCAAACCCAGGUCUUACUAUCCUCAUUUACUAGAGAGACCAGACCAGACCCAGGUCUUACUAUCCUCAUUUACUAGAGAGACCAAACCCAGGUCUUACUAUCCUCAUUUACUAGAGAGACCAAACCCAGGUCUUACUAUCCUCAUUUUCUAGAGAGACCAGACCCAGGUCUUACUAUCCUCGUUACUCUGCUUUGCAGGUUCAUCUAGUCAUUAGUUCUACUGACCCUUGGGCCAUUUGACAUUAUCAAGACACCUCUUGUCUGUUCACUGUGGUAAAAAAUGUAAGGCUCUGAGAUGCACAGUUUUCAGAAAUUGGUGUGACUUGCAUUUUAAGAUGAAAUUAUGCCAUAGUGCCAAGGUCCACCUUAAAGCAGCACCAACAAGUUUUUUGUACCUUAAAUUAUGUUUCCAAAAUUGUUUCAGUGGUUCAUCAACUCGUAACAGGGUGAAUGGCACUUCUGCAUUUGCUUCGUCGCCCUCUAUCGGCUCUAACCGCACUAUAUAAGUUUGCCAGAUCGGGUAGCGGAUCUGUAGUUCGAUGGAAUGAGACAUAAGAAACCACAAAUUUGACUUGCAUGAUGUCGCAAUACAUCAUACUUUCAUAAGAUCAUGCAACAUAUUCUACCUUGUCCGUGGACAGUGUUAUUUGCAGAGCCGGUGCUGGAUAAACAAAUAGCAUGCGUGCGACAGAGGAAAAGUUCUUUGGUGUUUCUUUGAGCUUUAGUUUACUAAUGACUUGUACCAAAGGUGAGUUGCAGUCAGUAGAGACUUCUGAAAAUCGUGUGCAUUGCUAAAUUAGUGUUGAACUGCUAUUUUUUUUCUGCUCUACCCAUAAAAGCCCAUAUGUUUGAUACAAUUGAUGUUACCACUUGCCUUGAUCACAUACCCACAUCAAAACUUUAGUGCUAACUUAAUCUGGGUACCCAGAAGCUCGCGUCAUGCUGAACGAACAGUGCUAACUAGGUCAGGGUUUGGCUAAUUAGACCGUUUCAUUGUUACCAAACUCAGACUACCUUAUCCAGAUGAGCUUAGGUGCAGUUCCUCAGUCUGCUUCCUUAGUCAGUUUCAAAACAAAGCUUUCUAGUGUACACAUUUUCUUGCAAAUAAUACUCUUAUUGGCACUAAAUGGCCAAUGGGAAAACCUCUUUGGAUUAAGGAGGGAUUUGUGUUAUCGUUGUCAGGGGUAGAUCCCGUGGGAUUGAUUAGGCUGCCUUUUCAUUGGGGUCAGGGGUCAAAUAGUAUAGGAAGUGUUUUUAUUGGGGUCGUGUGCUGAUCAUUUGGGAUUAUGUAGGAAGCUAAUCUUCCUGAUAUACUGAUAGGGAGUCGAUAAUCUGUGAGUUAUGGUUAGGGCUACAUUCUUUGUGGUACUGUUAUGUCGAGGUUAUUCAGAGAUUUCACACCACCCUCCGGGGCAGACCAGCCCUGCUUUGUUUGUUUGAACACACUAGCUAUUUAGCUCAUUCUAGCUAAAUCAUCAUUCCCAAUUUCCUACCCAAAACAGUUUAUAAUCAGGUUGUUUUGCCCAUGUCAUUCAUCAUUCCCUUACAUGAUCAUGUUCACUUCUAGCAAACUCUUACCUCACACUCUUUCUUCUGUUGUCUAUUCGCCUAGCCCACCAGUACUCUGUCUAUUCGCCUAGCCCACCAGUACUAAUAGCUUCUGUCUAUUAGCCUAGCCCACCAGUACUAAUAGCUUCUGUCUAUUAGCCUAGCCCACCAGUACUAAUAGCUUCUGUCUAUUCGCCUAGCCCACCAGUACUAAUAGCUUCUUUCUAUUAGCCUAGCCCACCAGUACUAAUAGCUUCUCUCUAUUAGCCUAGCCCACCAGUACUAAGCUUCUUUCUGUUUGCCUAGCCCACCAGUACUGAUAGCUGAUGCUUGAAGCAAUGCUCUGAUGUUUUACCAGAGCGUCAAUCAGUUUAGAUAAACACACCUAUUGUAACAAACGUUUGCUUUAAUGGUGUAACUUUUAAAAGAGAGUGAGUUUUUCCUGAUAAGAGUGUGGAGUUUGUGCUGCUGUGUGAAAUGAAACCAAAAGCCAGGCCAGGCCUCUAUGCCUAAACCCUUACAAAAAACAACUGCAGUUAUGGGACAAAAAACUGGGGUAGGUGUGUACUGCUGUUUUUCUGUGCAGAAUAUUACAGAUUUGUGCAGGAAAUUGCAGUUCUGUGUAGUGCAAUGUAGCUUUUGCAUGUGCAAAACGUAGCAUUUCCUGCAUAUGAACUGCAAAUAAUUCCUCAGUAAACGGCAGUAUUGACACUUGAAGAAGUUUAGUUAUUUUUUAUAAGAGAAGCUCACCCCUCUACUAAUAAGCAGCAACCUAAGGCGUUCCUAAUCAGAAUGGCUUCCACUCAUCUGAGCUUGUAGUAUCUCAACAACACACCUCCACACUAAGCAAACUAAAGUAGGCCCAUAGAGGCAGGCAGUUUCCCCUUACGUGGCUGGCUGUAUGCAGAGCUGAUUUUGUUAUUAGUUUAUGGUUAUUAGUUAAAGGCUCAGUCCACAAUUCUAAUCCCAGUACACUUCUAGUCAAAUUGCUCCCCUUGGUCCUCUAACUGCCCAUGUUUGUGUUUGCAUUCAAAACAACUCUGUUAGAGAUUUUGUACCCAACCUUGGCUCUGUGGGAAACAGAACAGUUCAAACCAACCCAUACAUGCACUGUUGCAGCCAAUUGACAACAGUGCUUCAAGAACACCGAAGGGCUGGGAUUGAAGACUAUACCUUUAACCCCAAGUCUUUGCUAUCUAUCACUGACAUGAAUUCCUUUUCGUGCCAGUUCUGUCCUCACCGCUAGACCUUAUUCUUGUCUGUUUACUGCACUGUGUCCUCAGAUUUUGUCCCGUCAUGUUUCGUUUUUAAAGGUGCACGAUGUAGAAUUUAUUGUCAGCUGUAGGGACUGCAGAUUGCAACCAACUAAAUACCUCUCCCUUUCAAAGUGUGUAGGGGAAGCUACAGUGGCCACCAUGGGUCUAAGAAAAUGCAAAGGCCCUCUCUAGAGCUAGUGUCUUGGUUUGUCCCUUCUGGGCUGCUGUAGAAACAUGUAGGAAGGACCCUCUCCUUAUGGAAAUACUAAGGGCUCAUUCUUAGAUAACAACACAUAGUCCUUCAUCAUUACAGGUGAUAUAGGUGACUAAAGAAAACAAGAUUGCGAAUACUAUACUGUAUUUCUGCUAAUAGAUCACCCUAAAUUCUACACAUUGCACCUUUAAAGAAUGACUGUUAGUUCCAUUAUCCCUACUACUUGUGAUCCUGUGUAUAGCAACUUAAGUUAAGAGGAUAGACCUUUUUUUAUUAUUUUUACACUAUCCCUGUGCUAAUGCUAUAUGCUAACUAGUUUUUCUAAAAUGAAUAAAGGAAAAGUGACGUUAGACCUUUAGAGAGAUGAGGCUGGACAAACUAAAGUCACAUUGAAUGAGAAGGAGAAUGCCGCUGGCGUUAGGCCCCAGGGCUGUGCCUUAACUUACAUUUACUUGCAUUUGUUGUUGCUGGCUGGCAGUUUUCAUCUAUCUACACCUACUGUAUGUAGCCUGAAUUCUAAGGCAGAACAAGUACCAUAUUUUUAACAUGACUCUCAUGGCAUGGCUGCAGUUGUAAUUCCUAUGGAGCAAUACCAAACAAAGGUUUUUGAUAAGGAGAUUGGGGUUGUGGUGUGAACACAAGCUGUUAGGUUGCCAUCUGCAGGCUGAAAUAUGUCACUGCAUUCUCAGUUGAGUGUGUGGAGUUUCACCCAAGUUUAUUAUAAUGAUGGACAGGUCUUCUGGAUCAUCAUCAGGUGUUGAAGUGCAUGCCUGUGCGCACACACACACACACACACACACACACACACACACACACACACACACACACACUUACACUCCUACACAUAACUGCAGCCUGCUCCUUGAUUCACCACUAGAUGGCAAUAGAGGGCUUCUUUUCAAGACACGCAAACUGUAGCAUUUAGCAGCCCUGGACCAAAGCCAUUUGUGGCUAUUAUAAUUAUGUUGGUUAUUGUUAUUGUUAUGCCAAUAUGGUAUGUAUUAAAUGCAACAAAGGACUUUCAAUGUGCGGUCUUGGACUGCAUUGUAGGACUUUAUCUGCACAUGCAAUUUAGAGAAUGAAAACAAGAAAGGAACAUUUUAUAUUGAACAAACUAAAUAAACGCAUGGGUUUGA
This is a messenger RNA of Alosa alosa (allis shad), 8598 nucleotides long. Its product is annotated as cAMP-specific 3',5'-cyclic phosphodiesterase 4D-like. Bases 252 to 2621 code for a protein of 789 amino acids. The record is from RefSeq and is a predicted model, not a curated record. Lineage: Eukaryota; Metazoa; Chordata; Actinopteri; Clupeiformes; Clupeidae. Gene Ontology annotation, biological process: signal transduction. Gene Ontology annotation, cellular component: cytosol; nucleus; perinuclear region of cytoplasm. Gene Ontology annotation, molecular function: 3',5'-cyclic-AMP phosphodiesterase activity. The transcript is spliced from 18 exons.